Molecule: messenger RNA, 1179 nt
Organism: Cylicostephanus goldi
Lineage: Eukaryota; Metazoa; Nematoda; Chromadorea; Rhabditida; Strongylidae
Source: the annotation of a GenBank genome assembly
AUGCAAUUGUUUACGGACCUUCGAAUGUUCGAUGAAGCGCAGAUUUGCGACGAAUUCGUUUGCAGAGCGAUAAAUGUGAUGCGCAAAUUGGAACGAAGUGAUGUUGACAGCCUUCGGCGACUUGCUAGCUACUUUAUAAGAAAGUCAGAAUAUAACUUAGCUGCUAGAAUCUAUGGAAACAUCAAUGAUAUCAAAGCUAUGGCUCAAAUGCAUGUGGCUGCGGGACAUUGGACGGAUGCCUUUGCUAUAGCUGAUCGCUAUCCAAAAUACAUUGAAGAUGUUUAUUUGCCAUAUGCAAGAUAUCUAGCUGAACGAGAUCAGUUUUUGGAAGCGCAGAAAGGCAAGAUUUCUUAUCUGUACUAUCAUUGGCUGUUGAGCAUGCAGUACCUGGAAAGGUCCAAGGACAAUCCUUCACUCAUUCCGAAGUACUAUGCUAGUGCAAAACUUGCUGAAGUUUACUAUGCUUACCACGCAAUCUUCCUUUAUUGUAAUCAACCCUUCACCAGGCACAGCUCCGAAACACUUCUAAAUAUGGCCAGAUACUUAGCUGCACAAGAACCUGUGCCAAAUAUUUCUCAAGUUCUUAUAAACUAUACGAUGGCUCGAAUAGGUCGUGAACUUGGCGCGUACAAAUUGGCUCGUGACACACUUGAUCGUUUGGGGAGUCUUCGGGUCCCACCACGAUUGCAAAGGGAUGUAGAGCUGAUGACUGUGAAUAUUAGGGCCAAGCCAUUUUCGGAUGCUGAGGAUUUGUUGCCUGUGUGUCAUAGCGAAAUUUUCCCUUUUUUAGAAAUUCUGCCUUUGAUUGAAUUUUUUAUUGACGACGAUAUUCCUACCGAAGAAGCUGUGAGCUUGGUAGAAUCCGAGCCACCUCUUUCAGAUUCGAACUUCAAUCCUUUCCAGAAUGUUGCGAAAAAAUCCGGUGAAAUUCGCUUGAAUCGCGAUGAUCUAACUCGACUCGAAAAAGGUCAAGUAAUCAUCCUCCACUGGCCAGAACCUCUGAAAACUAAAUUUUUAUUCAAUCAAAUGCCAUCAAUCUCGGUAUCGAAAUGUCCAUCAUGCAAUAAGGUUUUCCACAGUGACGACUUCGAAAUGGCUGUGUUGCAAGAAGGUCAUUGUCCAUUUUGUCGUAGUGUACAAGAACGUCCGGACAAUCCUUACACCAUUGACGAACCAUAA